Messenger RNA from Myripristis murdjan (pinecone soldierfish), 2846 nucleotides. It is a transcript of the gene osmr, whose product is annotated as oncostatin M receptor. NCBI's taxonomy places the organism in Eukaryota, Metazoa, Chordata, Actinopteri, Holocentriformes, Holocentridae. The record is from RefSeq and is a predicted model, not a curated record. Gene Ontology annotation, molecular function: protein binding. The coding region runs from base 38 to 2761 and encodes 907 amino acids. The transcript is spliced from 17 exons.
CAACUAUGUCCAUUUCUUGGUGGAAACCUUUACCACGAUGAGUUUAAUAGCAUCUUUACUAUUCAACCUGCUUGGGUUUUUGCUGAACUUGUCUGGGGAUCAGAGCGGAUGCUGCUUGGAAACAGAUUGGACACUGCCAAGCCCUAGCAUCAGUCAUCUGAUAGCUGUCAAAGAGAAGCAAAAACUUGAGGUGAGAUGGCUGAGCAACUCCAGCGGCUUAAAGGACGGAAGAAACCUGUAUGAAAUCCAGAUCGGCCGCACAGAAAACCUCACGAUUGUCUACAGUAGCAAUGUGAGCGUACACCCUGUGGGUUCAGAUACAUACUCCUGGACGUGGACCUCCUCCCUGCCUCUGGAGUGUGCUGAUCACUCAGUUAGGAUACGACGUUUCUAUAACCAGUCCCUCCCAAGCCCUUGGAGCGAGUGGAUGACCAACUAUGGAGACCAGGAGUUAGUGGAUGCAGAGAACAACACCAGGAUAUUUCCCUUCCAGCGGGUGCUGAGAGAGGGAGCCAGCACCAUGCUCUGCUGCGUCCCACCAAGAGGAGUCCACAUCACCGGCAUGGCCUUCAACGGCAGCCAGUACCCCCUCAUCAGCAUCGGAGACAGAGUCAAGGCUAUCUCUGUAAAAAACCUCACAAUCCCAGCGAGACUAUUUCAGGGUGUGUUGUUCAGCUGUAACGACACCACGGCCGAAACCAACAAAUGCUUCAACUACAUCAGCUUUCCACCUCAGAAGCCAGAGAGCAUCAGCUGCUCCACCACAGACUUGAAAACUGUCAACUGCAUCUGGGAUCCAGGCAGAAAAUCAAACCUUGUUGAUCCUUACAGACGAACACACACCCUGCACAUAGCGAACUCUGACCAGGAACCUAUCAAGUGCAAGGAGUCGUCUUGUCAUUUCCCGGCAGUCCCACACUUGGACGAGUACAACAUCUCUGUUGUGGUGGGAAACCAGCUGGGAGAGGAGAGAGAGAGCUACUGCUUCAACAUCUCUGACAGAGUACUCCCCGCCCUUGAGUGGACCAGAGUGUGGCCAGGGGUGACAAACUCAACUUUGUCCUGGAUCAUACAGGGCAACCUGUCUGGACUGGACAUCCUCUGCCAGGUUGUAACAAACCAGGAAAGCACCAUCAUGGUGAGCUGUCAGAGUUACUGCAAAGUCAAACUGGGGCAUCUGCUUCCCAACACCCACUACUCUGCCAGGGCCCGCUGUGCUGUCAAGGGCAAGCUCUGGGGAGACUGGGCUCAGCCCAUAGCCUUUACUACCUAUCCAUUAGUGACUCUGGAUGUAUGGAGGAGGGUCGAGCAGCUCUCUUCCAACAGCCUCCGUAAAGUUACUCUGUUCUGGACUCCGCAUGUUCCUGGCCUGGCAGCAUCAAAUAUAAUCCAAGGCUACACGGUGCGGUGGACGCAGGGAGGACGGAACGGGACUGAGUGGAAGGACAAUGGACAGGCGCAGGCAGAGAUCAUCAUCGGCGCAGGACGGUGUGACUUCUCUGUCCAAGCAGUCGUCCGUGCCGGCUCCUCCAUCCCAGAUCACAUCACCAUCCCACAGACAGAGGACAGAGAAAAUCUCCUACAAGAGCAGCAUCUGAGUGGCAACACGACUGGAGCUUUACAGCUGACCUGGGCUGAGUACGACCAUGCCACCUGUGGCUACACCGUGGAGUGGUGCAUCGUGGGAACUGUAACUCCCUGUACUUUGCAAUGGAGGAAAGUGCCAGAGGGAAAUAACAGCUUGCUCUUGCCUGCCCGAAAUUUCGAGGCAGGUUAUAGGUACACAUUCAAUAUCUACGGAUGCACUGAAAAUGGACACAGACUACUAGAGAUACAGACUGGAUAUAUACAGGAACUCAAAUCGGUGCAGUCCCCCAGUCUGGUCGGAGCAGUUCGGAGCACUUCCUCCUCUGUGACACUGGAGUGGCUUUACGAUGAGGACGAUCAGGCCGGGUUCAUCACCGGUUACCUGGCUUCCGUGCAGGAAGUGGGGCAGGAGGCAGCACCGGGCCAUUCUGCAAUUCUGUUGAAUGUGACGGUGGCGGACCCUCGGAGAAAGUCUGUGACCAUAGAGGGUCUGCAAGAGAGCCGGGAAUACACCGUCUACCUGAGCGCUCUCACUAAGAAGGGACGUGGUCCGCCAGCCACCAUCACCAUCAGGACCAAAGCCAACUACACGGUUCACUUGGUUAAGAUCCUGAUUCCAGUCCUGUUACUGCUGUGCUGCACCAUUCUCCUGUGGCCUCAAAGGACAAUGGUGAAGAGUGGGCUAAAGGGGAUUUUAUCUUACCCUGCUGGUAUGAACAUCAGAACUAUUGAAAUUGACAGCUUCCUUCAUGAGACCAGUGAGAGGCUCAGAUCCCAGACGGUGGCAGAGUGCGUCAGCUGUGACAUUGAGGUUCUAGACGCCGGACCUCCUGUGUCUGAAACGACCACACUGAUACAUCCGGAGCUCCUGAACCCACCAUCCUUUCCUGCCUCCCAGUCCUCCUCCCUAUCCCUCUCGCCCCUCGGCAUGCCAAUCCAAGCAGACUACCGUCCCCAGUCAGCUGCAGUGCUGUGGGAGAGACCCAUCCUGCAGCGAAUAACAAGCGUUGCCAACCAGGGUUACUUUCACAGCAUGGGUGAGGAUUUCUCUGAGACUGAACAAGCUUCACCCAAAGGCAUCAGUGAGAUCACCAGCCUGGAGUCUGCUGUGAGUCUGCAGGAAUCAUGGAGCGUCAUGGAUAGCUACAUCUCCAAUGACACUUUAUCCAUGUAAAGUCAAGAGUCAAGCCCAACACUUUUUAUAUGUGGACAGUAACAAUAUUUUCAGUAUGUUUUAUUUCAUAUUUAAGUUCUCAAGA